AUGGUAUUAAAUAGUUUAAAACUAAUUCAAUUUGCAGGUUUUAAGCGUACUGUGCUCAAGGAGAUUUUCCACUGUCAGUUGAAACUAAAUACCUUGAUUAAGAGUGUGUCUUUGUUGUUGAAGGCGCAAAAGACUACUCAGUUAUUCAAUGUUGUUGAUAAGCAACAUGUAAUGAACCAAAAAUUGCCUGUCACAACGAUGACAGAACUCGAGGCUCUUGAACAGUGGUUGAUGGAAAAUGAUAAUAAUAACUAUAAAAUUAUGUUGAACGAAUUUGGGAGAGUUGGAGGACAAACAUAUCAGCUGGCUACGCGAAAACUGCUUUACAAAUGUUUAAGUAACUUGGUCGCCAUGCAAUAUUCGUGGGAUGGACUGAAGCAAAAGGCGGCUUUCAAGAAACUCCUCUUAGCACGCUGUAUAUUAGAUGCGAUCAAAAGUCAAUUUCAUAAUGUGUCAGAAUCAGACAUUGUGACAGUGAUAAAGAUUUGGUUGGUGAAAGCAAAAGAGCGGAACGCAAAGGCCGGGACAAGGGGGGCUGAGGAUGCUGACGUGGAAUAGGCCUGAUCAUCUAUUAUAUAUAAACAUUAUUUAAAAUAAUCUCUAUUCUUUCUUGUUAAGGCGAAAUUGAUAACUUGCGAACAACUGUGUUUGCCCUUUACUAACAAUGUCGCCUGAAUAAUCUUCAUUUCGUAUUUGGAGUUAUAUUUGAGUUGAAUUAUUGUUAAUACAUACAUAUGGUUAAUACACAAUUUUUUUUGAUACUGUCAGAAUCAGAGCUGAGUAUGGGUGUAUCGUUCAAGAUCUUGUCAACCAUAGAAUCUGCAUCACAAAAUGUAUAACCAUUCUGCUUAUUAUUUGACGUGGAAGUAGUGGUCUUGCAUUUUGUUAUCUUUGGUAUUAAUUUUCUCACUAACAUGCUUUGUAUUUACAGUGAAGCUCCACUAAUCCGGAUUAAUAAAAACCAAGGCAAUCCGAAUUAAUGAAACAUCCGGAUUAUUGGAACUUUUUGAAAAGUUACAAAAAUACGUCAAAAACUGUAGUUUAUUAACACAAAAUAGGUGCUUAUUACAUGGGACAGUUAAUUUUUGCAAAAUAUCGUGUUUUUCCGCUAGAGUUAACGUUUUGUGUGCCCUAUUUGGCGCCAUGAUGCUUCCUACCGAGCUUUCCAAACUUGUCACAGAAACAAACGCAUCGUUUUCGGUGAAAUAAGGGGAUUCACCGACAUAGACUUUGGUAACACCACCUGUAGCGAUUGGCGAACUGCGCAAAAAAUUAUGAUCCGGAUUAUAGGAUCACAGGUAAUCCGGAUUAUAGAAUACAUAAUGUUAACAUCUAAUAUUUUAAUUUUGUCCGGAUUACUGGGAAAUCCGGAUUAAUGGAGUUCGGAUUAGCGAAGCUUUACUGUAUUAUAUCAUAUCUUUGUGGUAGAUACUCUAUCAGAGUGAAGAAGAUAAUAUAUUUUCUUCAUAUCAUGACUUCUUGUAAUGUUUGUAGGAUAUGAACCAAACUUGCUCUCACACAUUUACUAAAAUUUAAGUUGAGUUGAGAUUUCUUCAAUUCGCUAAAAGAUAUAAGUUCCUAGAGACAUUCUAGGAUAUUCUACAAAGUUAUUCAGUUGCUCCAAUAAUUUUUGUAAUAACGUUUCAAUCUUGAGUACCUACUCCUUGUUACUUUCACUUGAAGCUAACACUUUCGCAUUUAUUG
Molecule: messenger RNA, 1704 nt
Organism: Ceutorhynchus assimilis (cabbage seed weevil)
Lineage: Eukaryota; Metazoa; Arthropoda; Insecta; Coleoptera; Curculionidae
Source: the annotation of a GenBank genome assembly